Molecule: messenger RNA, 849 nt
Organism: Debaryomyces tyrocola
Lineage: Eukaryota; Fungi; Ascomycota; Pichiomycetes; Serinales; Debaryomycetaceae
Source: the annotation of a GenBank genome assembly
AUGAGCCAUUCUACAACGGAGACGAAAGAAGCGACCGAAGCAUACAAAGACACGAUGAGCGACAGCGUUAAAAGACGGCGCGAGAGCGAAGGUACUGGGGAGAAGGAAGAAAUAGGACGAGAUAGGGACGAAAAGUCAAAAAUUAGAGGUGAGGACGACAGAGACGUGGACAGAGAAGAAAAAGCGCAGGUUGUGGCGGUGGGAGACGACGGGCAGCAGUGUUCGAAUUGUGGAACCACGAAGACACCGCUUUGGCGGAGGGCACCUGAUGGGACGUUGAUAUGCAAUGCGUGUGGAUUGUAUCUUCGGUCCAACAACAGUCAUAGGCCUGUGAACUUGAAGAGGCCGCCCAAUACGAUUCGGGUUAUGAAAACGGAGGAAGGAUCAUGCAAAGGUGAUGGAAGGUGUAAUGGUACGGGGGGCUCAAUGGCAUGCAAAGGGUGUCCAGCGUAUAAUAACAGAGUGGUUAUGAAGCGAGACACGGCUAACGAGUCGAGUGAUAAUGACGGCGAGACGGACGGGAACAGGACGCCAGAAAAGAUGUCUUCGCCAGCGGGCACCCGUACGCCAGAAAACGAACCCAUGGCCAUCGCCUGUUUCAAUUGUGGUUCCACCAUCACACCGUUAUGGAGACGGGAUGACGCAGGUAACACCAUUUGUAAUGCUUGUGGGUUGUACUACAGGCUACAUGGAUCACACAGACCGAUUAAGAUGAAGAGAAAUACUAUCAAGAGGCGGAAGAGAAACAUGACCCAUGUCAAGAGAGACGAUUCGGAGGACAGGUUGACGUCGCGUGCAUUAAACGAGCCUCAACAGCAGCCUGGAAUACAGCCUCAACAGCAGCCUUGA